This is a messenger RNA of Racocetra fulgida, 205 nucleotides long. NCBI's taxonomy places the organism in Eukaryota, Fungi, Glomeromycota, Glomeromycetes, Diversisporales, Gigasporaceae. The record is from the annotation of a GenBank genome assembly.
AAAAAUUAGAUAUUAUUGCUUAUUAUGAGCGAAAUAAAAAUGAAAUGAGUAUUAAAGCAAUAAGUAAAGUCUUUAAUAUUCAACCUCGUCAAUUACAUAAGUGGAUAACUAAAAAAGAUGAAUUAAAUACAUCUUCAUUAAAAGCUUUUAAAUUACAUAAUGGAAAACAACCUUCUUAUCUGCAAAUUGAAACAACUUUAUUUGA